GUCAGGUCAGUGUCCUUGCCUGGUGCCCCGGACGCGACGCACGAACACCGCGUUUACCUGAUGCCACCCUACAGCGUGCAGCAGCUCUGCCGAGAUCAUGUCCGUGCUGUUUUUCUACACGAUGAGGUACAAGCAGUUGGAACCGGAGAACCCAGACAACGACCGGUUCGUCGUCUCAAAGAGACUGUCGAUUGUUGAUGUGGCAACUGGAUGGCUCGGGCAAGGACUGGGGGUCGCGUGCGGUAUGGCAUACACUGGCAAGUACUUUGACACGGCCAGCUACCGGGUGUUCUGCCUCCUGGGAGACAGCGAGUCCUUGGAAGGCUCCGUGUGGGAGGCCUUGGCCUUCGCUUCCCACUACAGUCUGGACAACCUCGUGGCCAUCUUUGACGUGAACCGCCUGGGACACGGUGGCAGCUUGCCCCCUGAGCACAGCAUAGACAUCUGUCAGAAGCGCUGUGAAGCCUUUGGGUGGAAUACUUAUGUGGUGGAUGGCCGCGAUGUGGAGGUGCUGUGCCAGGUCUUCUGGCAGGCAGCUCAGGUGAAGAAGAAGCCUACUGCUGUGAUUGCCAAGACCUUCAAGGGCCGGGGCGUGCCAAGUGUUGAGGAUACCGAAAGUUGGUAUGGAAAGCCAAUGUCCAAGGAAAGAGCAGAUGCGAUUAUCAAGCUGAUUGAGAGCCAAAUACAGACCAAUCGGAGUCUCAUACCCAAACCCCCCAUUGAGGACUCACCUAUAAUCAGCAUCGCGGAUAUAAAAAUGACCACUCCGCCCAUUUACGGAGUUGGCGACAAGGUGGCCACUCGGAAGGCAUGUGGUUUGGCUCUGGCUAGGCUGGGCCAUAUAAAUGACAGAGUCGUUGUGCUGGAUGGUGACACCAAGAACUCCACCUUCUCUGAGAUAUUCAAGAAGGAGCAUCCUGAGCGCUUCAUCGAGUGUUUUAUUGCUGAGCAAAACAUGGUGAGCGUGGCGCUGGGCUGCGCCACCCACGGUCGGACCAUCGCCUUCGCUAGCACCUUUGCUGCCUUUCUGACCCGAGCAUUCGAUCAGAUCCGGAUGGGAACCAUGUCUCAAGCCAACAUCAACCUCGUUGGUUCCCACUGCGGGGUGUCUGUCGGUGAAGAUGGCCCCUCCCAGAUGGCCCUGGAGGACCUGGCCAUGUUCCGAGCUGUUCCCCACUGCACCAUUUUCUAUCCCAGUGAUGCAGUGUCGACAGAGCAUGCUGUUUUCCUGGCGGCUGAUACCAAGGGAAUGUGCUUCAUUCGGACUACCCGCCCAGAAACCCGAGUUAUCUACACCCCAGAGGAAACCUUUCAGAUCGGGCAGGCCAAGGUCAUCCGCCAGAGUGCCAGCGACAAGGUCACAGUCAUUGGAGCUGGAAUUACCCUACCCGAAGCCUUAGCAGCUGCCGAUGACCUUUCCAAACAAGAUAUCUCAAUCCGUGUCAUCGACCCGUUUACCGUUAAACCCCUGGAUGCUGCCACCAUCAUCGCCAGUGCGAAAGCCACGGGCGGCCGGAUCAUCACGGUGGAGGAUCACUACCCAGAAGGUGGCAUUGGGGAAGCGGUCUGUGCGGCCGUCUCCAUGGAGCCCGACAUCCUCGUCCAUCAGCUGGCAGUGUCGGGCGUGCCGCGGAGCGGGCAGCCAAGUGAGCUGCUGGAUGUGUUUGGGAUCAGUGCCAGACACAUCGUUGUGGCCGUGAAGUGCAUUUUAAUGAACUGAGUUAGCCCGUGGGCUCCGGUCUGAAAAGACCAGCAGGCCGCUGUACCUUACAUUUGAGUCUGCCUUUGCGCUUUUGCUGCUUGUAGAUGCAAAAGCAGGUUAACGCCUUUCUUUGUUCCUAGUUCAGAAAUUCCGGUUAAGUACUUUUCUUUGAAACUGAGACUGUGGACACAGGUAUCAGCUGUGGACUCUGGUAGCCUAGGUUUCGUGGCACCCACCGUGGCACCACGCCGCCUGCCGCCAUGCCCAGUUCACGGUGCCCUGUGCUGCCGCCCUACCUGCAGCUUCCUGAGUAACGGGUGACUGCAGUUGCCCUGGGAUCUCCGCCGGUGUUGGCCUUCACCUGCCCGCCACAGUUUGGAGGCUGUCGAGCCGCAGCAGAAGCCGUUAGGGUGUCCCGUGCUGCUCGAGGUGACUGUUCUGGGGAAAAUGAGAGCACAGCAGGUUUGGUCUCCACACCAUACUGCUCUGGCCCGUGCCAAUAAAGCAUGUCAAAACCA
Tupaia belangeri chinensis (Chinese tree shrew) is the source of this 2220-nucleotide messenger RNA. RefSeq names its product transketolase like 1 (gene TKTL1). The transcript has 13 exons. Gene Ontology annotation, molecular function: thiamine pyrophosphate binding; transketolase activity. Lineage: Eukaryota; Metazoa; Chordata; Mammalia; Scandentia; Tupaiidae. Bases 98 to 1720 code for a protein of 540 amino acids. The record is from RefSeq and is a predicted model, not a curated record.